Molecule: messenger RNA, 2607 nt
Organism: Poecile atricapillus (Black-capped chickadee)
Lineage: Eukaryota; Metazoa; Chordata; Aves; Passeriformes; Paridae
Gene: SKOR2
Product: SKI family transcriptional corepressor 2
Biological process (GO): negative regulation of BMP signaling pathway; negative regulation of transcription by RNA polymerase II
Cellular component (GO): transcription regulator complex; nucleus
Molecular function (GO): RNA polymerase II cis-regulatory region sequence-specific DNA binding; DNA-binding transcription factor activity, RNA polymerase II-specific; SMAD binding
Source: RefSeq, a predicted model, not a curated record
AUGGCGACCAGCCCGCUGCCCGGCCCCACCGAUAUCUUGCUGCCGUCGCCGUCCAGCGCGUACCCGCCGGACCCCAUGAACCAGCCGAGGGCCGGCCACGCCGCCAUGAAGCCCAACCAGGUGGGGCAGGUGAUCCUCUACGGCAUCCCCAUCGUCUCCCUGGUCAUCGACGGGCAGGAGCGGCUGUGCCUGGCGCAGAUCUCCAACACCCUCCUCAAAAACUUCAGCUACAACGAGAUCCACAACCGGCGGGUGGCCCUGGGCAUCACCUGCGUGCAGUGCACGCCGGUGCAGCUGGAGAUCCUGCGGAGGGCCGGGGCCAUGCCCAUCUCCUCCCGCCGCUGCGGCAUGAUCACCAAGAGGGAGGCGGAGCGGCUCUGCAAGUCCUUCUUGGGGGAGAACCGGCCCCCCAAAUUGCCGGAUAACUUCGCCUUCGACGUAUCCCACGAGUGCGCCUGGGGAUGCCGCGGGAGCUUCAUCCCGGCCCGCUACAACAGCUCCCGGGCCAAGUGCAUCAAGUGCAGCUACUGCAGCAUGUACUUCUCGCCCAACAAGUUCAUCUUCCACUCCCACCGCACCCCCGACGCCAAGUACACCCAGCCCGACGCCGCCAACUUCAACUCCUGGCGCCGCCACCUGAAGCUGACCGACAAGAGCCCCCAGGAUGAGCUGGUCUUCGCCUGGGAGGAUGUCAAGGCCAUGUUCAACGGCGGUAGCCGCAAGCGCGCCCUGCCGCCCGCCCCGCCGGCCCCCGCCGCCGCCGCCCCCGCCGCCUGCCAUCCGCUGGGCUCGCCCGCACCUCCUGGCCGCCCCGCCCGACCUGCACCAGAAGCGGCCGCGCUUCGAGGAGGACGAGGAGCUGCAGGAGGCGGUGGCGGGGCGCACGGCGGCAAAAGCCCGCGGAGCUACCCCGUCAUCCCGGUGCCCAGCAAGGGCUCCUUCGGCGGCAUGCUCCAGAAGUUCCCCGGCUGCGGCGGGCUCUUCCCGCACCCCUACGGCUUCCCCGCCGCCGCCUUCGGGCUCUGCCACAAGAAGGAGGAGGGCGGCGGCGGCGACGCCCUCGCCGGGGCGGCCGCGCACAAGGCCGGCGGGGCGGCGGCGGCGGGCGGCGGGCUCUCGGGGCUCUUCUGGCCGGGCAGGAAGGACGCCGCCUUCUACCCGCCCUUCUGCAUGUUUUGGCCGCCGCGCACCCCGGGCGGGCUGCCGGUACCCACCUACCUGCAGCCGCCUCCGCAGCCCCCCGGCGCCCUGGGAUGCUCGCUGGGAGGGGACGGGGCGGGCCUGCUGCGCCAGGCUUUCCUGGACCUGUCGGAGCCCGGCGGCGAGGCGGGGCCGGCGGGGCUGGGGACGGGGCCGGCGGGGCUGGGGACGCCGCCCGCCGCCGCGCCCCCGUCCGCGCCCGCCGCCGCCGCCGCCGCCGCCGCCGCCGCCCGGGACCCGCUGUUCGAGUCGCCCCCCGGUGGCAGCGCCGAGCCCGCCUCGCCCGCCGCUUCCGACGGGGGCAGCGGCGGCGGGGGCGGGCGGGUCCCCCCGCACCACCCGCACCUGCUGGAGGCGGCGGGCGGGCGCAAGGCGGGCGGAGGGUACCACCACUCCAGCGCCUUCCGCCCGGUGGGCGGCAAGGAGGACUCGGAGAGCCUGGCCAAGCUGCACGGCGGCGGCGGCGGCCCCCCGCGCUCCGCCUCGCCGCUGCAGCUGCUGCUGCCGCCGCCGCCACCGCCGGCCCCCGAGGAUGCGGGGUGCGAGAGGCACCCGCAUCCUCCGCACGCCGCGCACCGCCUCCUCUCCCCCGGAGGCACUAGCUGCAGCUUCGCCAGUGAAGAGAGCAGCGAGGAGGAGGAGGACGAGGAGGAGGAAGACGAGCCCGAGGUGGACGUCGAGGGGCACAAGCCCCCCGAGGAGGAGGAAGAGGAAGAGGAGGAGGAGGGCGAGGAAGAGCCCCGCGGCGGAGACCCCUUGGCGGCCGGCGGCCGCUUUCCACCCGCCCGGGGGCUGCCGGAGAAGGGCGGCCGGGAGCGCCCCGCCGCCGGCCCCUUCCCCCGUCCGCCCGUCGAGGAGAAGCCGGGGGAUGGUCAAGCCCCACCGCAGCCGCCUGCCGGGGCCCCGCGGGCGGGCAGCGGCGGCAGCAGCCCAGCACAUCACCCAACACCGGAGGAGCAGCCCCUCUACAAGGAUAAUCAGAAGAGCAAGGAGGGUAAUCAGGUCAUCUUGCCUACGAAGGAGGACGCCUUCUCAGAUAAGAACAAGGAGCAUAAUUUUUUCAUCACAGAUUCAGAGCCUUCAGGAGGAGACUUCUGGAGAGAUAUAGCAGGAGAACACACACAAGAAACCAAUUCACCUCAUUCUCUGAAGAAGGAUGUGGAAAAUAUGGGGAAAGAGGAACUCCAGAAGGUUCUGUUUGAGCAGAUCGACCUACGGAGGAGGCUGGAACAGGAAUUCCAGGUGUUGAAAGGAAACGCGUCUUUCCCAGUCUUCAAUAAUUUUCAAGAUCAGAUGAAGCGGGAGCUGGCGUACAGAGAAGAAAUGGUGCAGCAGCUACAAAUCAUUCCCUAUGCAGCAAGCUUGAUCAGGAAAGAAAAGCUCGGUGCACACCUCAGCAAAAGCUAA